Messenger RNA from Tinamus guttatus (white-throated tinamou), 2523 nucleotides. Lineage: Eukaryota; Metazoa; Chordata; Aves; Tinamiformes; Tinamidae. The record is from RefSeq and is a predicted model, not a curated record.
CGCGUGGAAGAUGCGGUUCCCUUUCCCGGCGGUGGCUCCUGGGACGAGACUUUCGUCUGGACUGAUUGGGACCGGACUUUUUAAGGACGCGCUUACCCAUCUAAGGGCGAUUUGGGCAUAAACAGCAACACAAACUCUGAUUUGGUGCUGGAAGCUGCCCCUGCCACUGAACAGCUGCUCUCACCCUGCUUCUGUCCCUCCCCCGUCCCAUUUUCGAAAGGGGAUCCUGAGCUAUUUUGCUUCUUUUUUUUUUUUUAAUUGUUGUUGCAUGAAUUUUAUUUUAGGCGGCUGCCUUUUCUGGCUCUCUUGGCUGUUUGGGGGUCUUGUGGACUGCUAGCUGCAGUAGCAGUAACACCGCCUCUCCCUCUACCAUGGCGAGCCCCACGGAUAAUAACGAGGGCUUCUUCUCGGAUGUCAGGAAGGUGGGUUACUUGCGCAAACCCAAGAGCAUGCAUAAACGCUUCUUCGUGCUGAGGGCAGCCAGCGAGUCGGGACCCGCCCGGCUGGAGUAUUACGAGAAUGAGAAGAAAUGGAGACACAAGUCCGGGGCCCCCAAGCGCUCCAUCCCAUUAGAAAGCUGCUUCAACAUCAACAAAAGAGCUGACUCCAAGAACAAGCACCUGGUGGCCCUCUACACCAAGGACGAGCACUUUGCCAUUGCAGCUGACAGCGAGCCAGAGCAGGAGAGCUGGUACCAAGCGCUGCUGCAGCUGCACAACAGGGCCAAGGGCCACCACCACCUCCAUCACCAUCAUCACCACCACCACAGUGACGUCACCUUUGGGGGCAGCAAUGUGGGACUGGGGGAAGCAGGUGAGGACAACUAUGGAGAGGUAGCCCCUGGCCCGGCUUUUAAGGAAGUUUGGCAAGUAAUUCUGAAGCCUAAGGGUCUAGGCCAGACAAAGAACCUGAUUGGCAUCUACCGCCUGUGCCUGACUAACAAGACCAUCAGCUUUGUGAAGCUGAAUUCAGAUGCGGCUGCUGUGGUACUGCAGCUGCUCAAUAUCCGCCGCUGUGGUCACUCUGAGAACUUCUUCUUCAUUGAGGUGGGACGCUCAGCUGUGACUGGGCCCGGCGAGUUCUGGAUGCAGGUGGACGACUCGGUGGUGGCACAGAACAUGCAUGAAACCAUCCUGGAGGCCAUGCGAGCCAUGAGUGAGGAAUUUCGGCCUCGGAGCAAGAGCCAGUCCUCUUCAAACUGUUCCAACCCCAUCUCCGUGCCUCUUCGUAGCAGACACCAUAUCAACAACCCUCCACCCAGCCAAGUGGGGCUCAGUCGCCGGUCCAGGACUGAGAGUGUCACUGCCACCUCUCCUGCUGGUGGUGGUGGAGGAGGAACUGGUGGCAAGCCCAGCUCUUUCCGGGUAAGAGCAUCAAGCGAUGGGGAAGGCACUAUGUCAAGACCUGCCUCUGUGGAUGGCAGUCCAGUUAGUCCCAGUGCCAACCGGACCCAUUCACAUCGACACCGUGGCAACUCCAGGCUCCAUCCUCCGCUCAACCACAGCCGGUCCAUCCCAAUGCCUUCCUCACGCUGCUCUCCUUCGGCCACCAGCCCAGUCAGCCUGUCAUCCAGCAGCACUAGUGGCCAUGGCUCCACCUCGGACUGCCUCUUUCCACGCAGGUCUAGUGCUUCGGUUUCUGGCUCCCCAAGCGAUGGUGGAUUUAUUUCUUCUGAUGAGUAUGGCUCUAGCCCGUGUGACUUUCGCAGCUCUUUUCGUAGUGUGACCCCAGAUUCAUUGGGGCACACGCCACCAGCUCGGGGUGACGAAGAGCUCAACUACAUCUGCAUGGGAGGAAAGGCCACCUCAUCCUGCUGCAGCCUGGCAGCCCCCAAUGGCCACUUCAUCCCACGCAGCUGCCACCCACAGCAGCAGCCCCGCUAUGCUGGUACCCCUUGCUGUCCUCGAGGCGGUGGUGAGGAGGCUGCUGACUUGGAGAAGGCAUUCAGGAAACGGACUCACUCGGCAGGCACUUCGCCCACCAUCUCCCACCAGAAGACACCCUCGCAGUCCUCAGUGGCCUCCAUUGAGGAGUACACGGAGAUGCUGCCUUCCUACCCUUGUGGCAGCCGCCUGUCCUCCUACCGGCACUCAGCCUUUGUGCCCACUCAUUCCUACCCCGAGGAGUGUUUGGAAAUGCACCACCUGGAUAGUGGCCACCAUCGGACCAACUCUGCUCCACACACGGAUGACGGCUACAUGCCAAUGUCUCCAGGCGUUGCCCCCGUGCCCAGCGGUGGCGGACCCCCGAAGGGCGGUGACUAUAUGCCCAUGAGCCCCAAGAGCGUGUCAGCCCCGCAGCAGAUCAUCAACCCCGGCAGGGGGGGCCGCCACCCGCCACCCAUGGUGGACUCCAAUGGCUACAUGAUGAUGUCCCCCAGUGGCAGCUACUCACCUGAUGGUGGCCCAGCAGGCUACGGCAAGAUCUGGACUAAUGGGGCCGGCCACCACCCAAAGCUUUCGGUGGAGAGCAAUGAAGGGAAGCUCCCCUGUGGCGGCAGGGACUUCAACAACAUGUCCCCCG